Molecule: messenger RNA, 1605 nt
Organism: Durio zibethinus
Lineage: Eukaryota; Viridiplantae; Streptophyta; Magnoliopsida; Malvales; Malvaceae
Source: RefSeq, a predicted model, not a curated record
AUGAAGCAAUCAAGCAAGCAUUUGGAACUUUCCAGCUCUCUUUUCUUUGUUUACCUUUCCCUUAUUCUCCUUACGUUCUUUAACCUGCAAGGUCCUAAGUUGCUCGGUUUAGCGAUCCCUGUGGUUAGCGGAAAUGAGACAGAUCGACGAGCUUUACUCGAGUUCAAGGCCAAGAUAAUUGAUGAUCAUUUCGGGGUUAUGCGCUCGUGGAACAAUAGUAACCACUUCUGCCAGUGGUAUGGUGUUGCAUGCGGUCGCAGACAUCAAAGAGCCACCAUGUUGGACUUGGGAUCCCUAAAGCUCGUGGGUUCUAUAUCACCAUUUAUUGGAAAUUUGAGCUUUCUUAGGCUGUUAAACCUGGAAAAUAACAGCUUCAACCAAGCAAUUCCUCAAGAAAUUGGCCGUUUGAAAAGAUUGCGUGUAUUAAUACUGCAAAACAACACCCUAAGUGGUGAAAUUCCUGCCAAUUUGUCUAGAUGUUCUCGGCUUGCAUCAGUUAAUUUUCGAGGCAACCUGCUAACUGGAGAAAUACCAGGUGCGCUUGGUAUGUUGUCAAAACUAAUACAGUUUAGUUUUCGCAAAAAUAAUUUAAGAGGGAGUAUCCCGACUUCCAUGGGGAACUUAUCCUCUCUGGUGUCCAUGAAUCUGGGUGAAAAUAUAUUGAGUGGUGUUUUACCUGAAGCUCUUGGCAAACUGACAAAUCUUGAAGUUUUCGUUGUGACGGAUAAUGGAAUUUCUGGUGUUAUCCCUGCCUCAAUUUUCAAUCUCUCUAAUGUUAGAGUUCUUCAUAUGAGCAUAACCCAGAUACAUGGUAGUCUUCCAUCGGACUUGGGAAUCAGCAUGCCACAUAUUGAAAUCCUUUCUGUCUCAAAUAAUCAAUUGACUGGACCAUUCCCUGUUUCAAUAUCCAAUGCCUCAAACCUCGUAGAGUUGUCUGUUUGGGAAAACAAACUUUGUGGAAACUUGCCUUCAUUUCAAAAUCUGGAUAAACUAUCACGAUUUUUUAUCGGUAUUAACCUUCUUGGAAAUACGAUAGCAACUGACCUGAACUUUCUUUGCACUUUAACCAAUGCUUCCAGACUAGAGCAGCUAUGGAUAAACGCAAAUAACUUUGGAGGGGAAUUACCAGAGUGCAUAAGCAAUUUAUCUAGCAAUCUGCUAGGUUUAAAUAUGCAACAGAAUAGAAUAUUGGGAAGAAUUCCAGCUGGGAUUGGAAAUCUCAUCAACUUGGAGGUACUAGCGGCAACAGACAAUCAAUUAUCAGGUGCUAUUCCCCCUGCCAUCGGGAGGCUUCAAAAGCUAGGGAUAUUUUUUGUAUCUCAAAAUUCACUCUCUGGGGUUAUUCCCCCUUCUUUUGGAAACAUGACAAUGUUAAUAAAACUUGCUCUACGUGAUAACAAUCUUCAGGGCAACAUUCCUUCAAGUCUAGGUAAGUGUGAGAAUUUGAUUGGAUUGGAUCUGUCUAAUAACAACCUUAGUGGUUCUAUACCCCCUGAAGUAACUGGUCUCUCAUCCUUGUCCCUUACCCUAGAUUUGUCUUCAAACUAUUUAACUGGUGUGCUUCCUGUUGAAGUGUGCUUCCAACAAAUCUUGGUAGCUGUGUAA